AUGGCCGGCAGGGAAGUUCGUGAGUACACAAAUCUCACCGAUCCUAAAGACAAAAAACUGGGGAAAGGGAAGGAUAGAGUCGAUGAUGAAGAAAUUACUUUCCAGCGCAUGGUUGCCAAGAUGCAAGAGGUUGCUGGGGAGAGAGGCGGUUACCUUCAUGGGCGAGGCGCUUUGGACAGCGAUGAUUUACUUUAUCUGAAAGAGCAAAUGGAAGCUGAGGAAGAUGCAGAGCGUCUCCUACGCCCACCGGUGCCCUUGCCUCUUCGUGUUGAGCCCAAGCCAAAGAGUGGAAUCAGACAGCAAGACUUGUUGAAAAGGGUGGUGGAAGUAAAGCCAAAGCGGCGUAAUGUAUAUGCCAUUUCAGAUGUCAAUCAAUCCUCUCCAGCUCAGAGUGGACAGCCUCCUAAGAAAAAUCAUUCGGUGGUGUCCAAACACGAGAAAGAGAAAGUUGAGCCGCCCAAUUCGUUUAGUAAAGUGGGAGACGAGAUGAAAUCGGAUAACCCAGUUAAGAGUUUGCUGGCAGCAUAUCAAAGUUCUGAUGAUGACGAGGACUGA
Messenger RNA from Striga hermonthica, 555 nucleotides. Lineage: Eukaryota; Viridiplantae; Streptophyta; Magnoliopsida; Lamiales; Orobanchaceae. The record is from the annotation of a GenBank genome assembly.